Molecule: messenger RNA, 1107 nt
Organism: Chanos chanos (milkfish)
Lineage: Eukaryota; Metazoa; Chordata; Actinopteri; Gonorynchiformes; Chanidae
Product: nectin-1-like
Exons: 6
Coding region: 1-1107 (368 amino acids)
Biological process (GO): homophilic cell-cell adhesion; heterophilic cell-cell adhesion
Cellular component (GO): adherens junction
Source: RefSeq, a predicted model, not a curated record
AUGACAUCAGUCGUCUUGGCUCCAGGCAUCGGUCGGCUGCAGUCAACGCUACAGUUUAAAAACAAUAGUGGCAGCUGCAGCACAGGCCACACGGUUGCGAAAGAGGAUGAGUCUGCACAGGUCAUCAGUCGAGACGAGACAGUUGCUGCUGGAGAGAACGCCAACCUGCUUUGCCAGCUGACCGGCUCCUCUGAGUCUGAACUCCUGUCUAGCAUUACCUGGCAGAGAAAAACUGUGAAAGACACCAAAAAGCAAAUAUUUGCAAGCAUCAGCCCAGAUGGCAAGAUUACCAUUUUCAAUGGUUAUUUGCUAUUUGAACGUGUAAUUUUUAUUGGAAACACCACAGAAUGUAAUGGCUCAAUUCAGAUUAGGAGAGUUGGCGUGAUGGAUGAAGGAGCCUACACUUGCAUCUUCACUAUGUAUCCAGAUGGCACAUAUGAAAAAACAAUCAACCUUAUGGUAACAGAGCAUCCCCUGGUGACAGUGUUUGUUGAAGUGACUCCUGUAGUUGGAGAGUCUGAGGAAGUCAUGGCAAGCUGUACUGCUGCCGGUGCCCGACCUCCAGCAAACAUCUCUUGGCAUCUGGGUUCUUUUAGUGACUCAAUGAAAAUAGUGACAAACUCUACAGUCCAUUCUAAUGGAACCUACACAAACACUAGUCAUCUUAUUGGUGUUCCCUCCAGACAUGCCAAUCAACAGCAGGUCCAGUGUGUGGUCAGUCACAUAACAGGGGAUCAGACAGUCAACUACACUAUACACAUCCACUAUCCCCCUGAAUCAGUGAAGAUAAUUCCUGUCGAACAUACCACACAAGGUCGAGAGUUUCGUUGUGAUGUAGAAGCCAAUCCAAAACCAAGUUUCACCUGGAUCAGGGAAAAUCACGGUCCUCCUGCAGGCGCACAGGAAGACAGACUGACUCUUCCUAGCCUGAACCCAGAUCUGAAUGGUCUGUAUAUCUGUAAGGCCUCAAACCAGCAUGGAGAAGCAUCAGGUUCAGUCUAUGUAUAUGUGAAGACCCCCAAAACUGCAGUCAUCUGUCUUGUACUCUUCAGCCUCAUUAUACUCAUUGGUUUAAUGUGUUGGUGUUGGAUAAUGUCUAAAAAGUAG